UUCCUCUCUUGGCCCCCCUCCGGAAGUGACGCGUGGGAGACAGUAAGACGGAGGCUGGGGGGGGCUACCGGAAGCGGCGGCGGAGGCACUUCCGGGUGUCGGGGCCGGCGGCGGUUCCGGCGGGCGCGGAGGUAUCUCCAGACCUCACCGACGACCCCGGUCCCCGCCGGCGCCCGUCCCCGCCAUCAUGGCGGAGGCCGUCCACUACAUCCAUCUCCAGAACUUCAGCCGUUCGCUACUGGAGACCCUCAACGGCCAACGUUUGGGCGGCCACUUCUGCGACGUGACGGUUCGUAUCCGCGAGGCCACCCUACGAGCCCACCGCUGCGUCUUGGCCGCCGGUAGCCCCUUCUUCCACGACAAGCUCCUCUUGGGUCACUCGGCCAUCGAGGUGCCACCCGUCGUCCCCAGCGGAGCCGUACGGCAGCUGGUGGAGUUCAUGUACAGCGGUUGCUUGGUGGUGGCCCAGUCGGAAGCUCUGCAGAUCCUCACCGCCGCCUCCAUCCUCCAGAUCAAGACGGUCAUCGACGAGUGCACCCAAAUCAUCUCCCAGAGCCGCGGUCCCAAGGCGUUGCCCCCCGCCCGCCCGCCCCGCCCCGAACCCAUCCCGCCGCCCGCCGAUCCCCGUCACAAACCGCUGCCGGUGCCGCCGGUACCGUCGGAACCCGACGUUCGAUUCGGUCCCAGCGAGCCGGCGCCGAGCUGCCACAGCCGCAAGCAGCGGCAACCGCUGCGGCUCCAGUUGCCGGUUAAGGAGGAGGAAGAGGAGGAGGAGGAAGGGGGAGGCGCCGCCAGCGCCGGUGAGGAAGGUUUCGCCCCACCGCCCUUCGCCGCCGAGGAGCCCCCGUUUUUCGGCGCUCCCGAGGUCUUCGCUGACGCUUUCCUCCCUCCCUGGCCCGGCGAGGACGGGGGCAAGUUUGGGCCCGAUUGCAGCCUGGAGGCGCCGGGCCGGGCGCCGGCGUUUGGGGCCAAGGCGGCACCGGGUGGCAACGGUUUUGGUUUUGCGCCGCCGCCCCCGCCGCCGCCGCCGCCGCCGCUCUACGAGGGGGGCGUGGAGGCGGGGCUAAGUGGUGGGGGUGUCCCCCCGGUCCCCGAGGUGGCCCAGCCCGGCCCCUCACGUUGUCCCGAGCCCUCCUACCAGUGCGGCCACUGCCAGAAGACCUUUAGCUCCCGGAAGAACUACACCAAACACAUGUUCAUCCACUCCGGCGAGAAGCCCCACCAGUGCUCCAUCUGUUGGCGCUCCUUCUCACUCCGUGACUACCUGCUGAAGCACAUGGUGACCCACACGGGCGUCCGCGCCUUCCAGUGCGGCGUCUGCUGCAAACGCUUCACCCAGAAGAGCUCCCUCAAUGUCCACAUGCGCACCCACCGCCCCGAGCGCUUCCAGUGCCGCCUCUGCACCAAGGGCUUCUCCCACCGUACCCUCCUCGAGCGCCACGCCGCUGCCACCCACCCCGUGCCACCGCCGGGGCCACCGCCGGGGCCGCCACCACCUGAAGCCGGGCUGGCAACGUGGCCAGGCGCUGAGGCUGCGGGUGCUGGCCCCACUCACACGGCGUGAGGGUGCCCCGGGGGGGUCUGUCACCCCUGAACUGCCUCGGGGGUGGGCUUUGGGGCUCUCCUGUGCCCGUGGACAAGCCCCCGGGCCUGUCUGAGCACCCCAGCGUGAAACCUGGAGGACUUUGACCCCACCCCAGCCAUGGACUUGAUGCCCUAGAUGGACAGACGGAGGGAGGUGGGGUCCACCCCGCUCAUCCCCUCCCAGCGACGUGGUUUCCGUCCCCCCAAACCGCGGUGGUGGGGGCUGUUAAACAGACUUGGUGGAGCCGGCGGGUGGUGAAAAUCAACACGCGGGUUUUAAGGAGCGUU
Messenger RNA from Harpia harpyja (harpy eagle), 1872 nucleotides. RefSeq names its product zinc finger and BTB domain containing 45 (gene ZBTB45). The transcript has 3 exons. Gene Ontology annotation, biological process: regulation of cytokine production; regulation of immune system process; negative regulation of transcription by RNA polymerase II. The record is from RefSeq and is a predicted model, not a curated record. Bases 188 to 1564 code for a protein of 458 amino acids. Gene Ontology annotation, molecular function: protein binding. NCBI's taxonomy places the organism in Eukaryota, Metazoa, Chordata, Aves, Accipitriformes, Accipitridae.